CUCAGAUCGACGAUAAAUGAAACACCCCAGGAGGACAAGCUGUGGGAAACUCUCGUGCCGCCCGCGAGCUGGCCAUCCACAGGCAUGAUCGAAGUCGACAAUAUCACUGUGUCCUACAAUCCAAAUGCAGUCGCUCUUAAGAAAAUCAGCAUGAAGAUUCCAGCUGGCCAGAAACUUCUCAUAUGCGGAAGAUCCGGAAGUGGCAAAAGCACUAUUUUCCUGACGCUCCUCCGCCUCUUGGAUGCUCAAGAAGGUUCCAUCAAAAUCGAUGGCAUCGACAUAGCUCAAAUUCCGCGAUCAAUACUGCGCCAGCAGUGUUUCAUAACCGUGCCUCAAGAUCCAUUUGUCUUUGUCGAUGCCAGCCUUAGAUUCAAUAUCGACUUAUCGGAAACUCUAGAUGAUGAUGUUAUCGUUACUGCUCUAGAGAAGACACAUUUAUGGGAGCACUUGUCAAUCCACAGUAAACAACAGCAAGAUUCGAAUGUUUGUGAAUGCGCCGUGCCGAGCACUUUCAACGCACUGGAUCUACCACUCUCAGCGUUUCCCGUGUUAACCACAGGGCAGCUUCAACUCCUCUCCCUUGCUCGCGCGAUUCUCCGGUCACAGUUUAUGGGGAGGUAUUCGGAUGAGCUACCACUGUCUACUAGUUCCAGUGAACCAAAACGAAGUCUUCUCCUGGAUGAAGCGACAUCGUCGCUCUAUCCAGAAACGGAUUCAAUCAUGCAAGAAGUGAUCCGUGAGGAGUUUACAGAAAAGGGGCACACUGUUAUUGCCAUCUCGCAUAGAUUGAGUACACCACCUCCAGGAAGCUCGGAUGCUGUGGUGUGGAUCAAUAAUGGGAGAGUUGAAAAGAUAGGUCGUAGGGAUGAGAUGGUGGCGUUUGAAGCUGGGUCAGAAAGUUAAGGUCUUUGAGGCAGAAUUUCAAUAGGCAUUUACCCC
Cadophora gregata is the source of this 939-nucleotide messenger RNA. RefSeq lists its product as uncharacterized. The coding region runs from base 85 to 903 and encodes 272 amino acids. The transcript is spliced from 3 exons. Gene Ontology annotation, biological process: transmembrane transport. Gene Ontology annotation, cellular component: membrane. Gene Ontology annotation, molecular function: ATP hydrolysis activity; ATPase-coupled transmembrane transporter activity; ATP binding. The record is from RefSeq and is a predicted model, not a curated record. NCBI's taxonomy places the organism in Eukaryota, Fungi, Ascomycota, Leotiomycetes, Helotiales, Ploettnerulaceae.